AUGGGACAGGAAGAUUAUGAGUUGAAACAAAUAUUGCGUAAGAGAUUGUUUGGGCGAAGAUGGAUGAUUGUGUUGGAUGAUAUAUGGAGCACGAGCACGAAUGUCUGGGACGAGAUAAGAAUGUCUUUCCAGGAUAAUAAUAAUAGUAGUCGGAUUGUGAUCACUACUAGGGAAACUAAUGUGGCGAAACAUGUUGCGGGCUCGAAGAGUCUGCAUCAUGUGCAGGAGCUAGACUAUUCUGCGAGUCGGGAUCUACUUUGCAAGAUUGUUUUUGGUGGAGAGGAUUGCCCUGACGAACUGCAAGGAGUGGCAGCUAAGAUUGUGAGUAUUUGCAGGGGGCUUCCUCUUGCCAUUCAUGUGAUUGGAGGGCUCUUGUCAAAACUAGAAAGAUCGAGAGAUGUCUGGGAGAAUGUUUCAACGGAUGUAAAAGCUUCAAUUGUUGAAUCGGAUGAGCAUUUCUCAAAUAUACUUACCUUGAGUUAUAAUCACUUGCCGAUUUAUUUGAAACCGUGUUUCUUAUACAUGGGAGCUUUUCCAGAAGAUUAUGAGAUUAAGGGUUCUAGACUAAAGAGUUUGUGGAUAGCUGAAGGAUUUGUGAAAUCCAAUGGAGAUAGGAGUUUGGAGGAAGAGGCUGAGAAUUACUUACAAGCUCUGGUGGAGAGGAAUCUACUUUUGGUUAGACGACAAAAGUACAAUGGGAAAUCAAUGAGUUACUCAAUCCAUGAUUUGUUGAGGGAUCUGUGCAUAAGGAAAGCUAACGAGGAGAAGUUUUUAAACCUCAAGGAUUCCAUGCGUCGUGUAAGUGUUCACUCGUCUUCUGAGAUAGAAGAUGUGUGUGCUUCACCACAAUUGAUGUCCCAUGCUCGAUCUUUUAUAUGCACUGAGAAGAAGAUUGCAUCUACAGUGUUUUCCAUGUUAACAUUGGUUAGGGUGCUAGAUGUGAUGGAAAUCAAAUACAAAGUGUUCCCAGAAGAAAUACUUCAACUUGUCAACCUACGCUACUUAGCUUUCUCGUGCACUUCAGGUAUACCUAUUGGAAUAUCAAGAUUGUGGAAUCUGCAAACCUUGAUUUGUAGGGCAGGAAUGAUUAGUUUGCCUUCUGAGAUAUGGGAGAUGUCUGAAUUAAAACGUCUCAAGUUGGUAGGGUUAAUUGAAAUUGGGGAAGAAUACAGGUUUAAAUAUGUUCAUAAGAAGCUGCAUAAGAUAUUCUUUCUACGGAUAACUCCUUCAAUGAUUAGGAAUGGUUUCUUUGAGACCAUCCCAAAUAUCAUAAGCUUAGGAAUCCGUUUCGAUGAUUCACUGGACAGUGAAGUUGAUCUUAGCCAUCUUCACAAACUCGAAAUUUUAAGAUGCAUUUCCGACUGGAAUAAAUAUGAUUGCCGUUUUCUGCACAAGCUCAGAGUUCCAUGUAAUAUUAGAAAGUUAGUUCUAAUUGGAUGUGCAUUAGCUCAGAGUUUCUUGAGAAAUCUGUGUGCACUACCGAAACUGGAAGUGCUCAAAAUAAGGUCUUGUAUGUUUGAAAGAGACGGAGAGGCAGAGGAAGAAGAGUGGGAGAUGGCAGAAGGAGAUGAAUUCCGCUCACUGCAGUUUUUGAGCAUCAUUUCCUUAAAUAUAGUGCGUUGGAGAGCCAACGAGACCAACUUCCCUAAACUCCUGGUGCUGCAUGUAAUCAGAUGUAAGGUGUUAGAGGAAAUCCCCUGUGAUAUUGGAGAUAUCCCAACCCUCCAAACAAUCUUAGUACAUGAAUGUGGUUCUUCUGUCGUGGCCUCAGCGCGAAAAAUUAAGAAGGUUCAGCAAGAGGAGUACGGAAACUAUGAUCUCAAAGUGCUCAUACGAGAUUAG
This is a messenger RNA of Salvia hispanica, 1842 nucleotides long. Its product is annotated as putative late blight resistance protein homolog R1B-8. The record is from RefSeq and is a predicted model, not a curated record. Lineage: Eukaryota; Viridiplantae; Streptophyta; Magnoliopsida; Lamiales; Lamiaceae.